This is a messenger RNA of Heterostelium album PN500, 9681 nucleotides long. RefSeq lists its product as uncharacterized. Gene Ontology annotation, biological process: protein targeting to vacuole; protein retention in Golgi apparatus. Gene Ontology annotation, cellular component: extrinsic component of membrane. The record is from RefSeq and is a predicted model, not a curated record. NCBI's taxonomy places the organism in Eukaryota, Evosea, Eumycetozoa, Acytosteliales, Acytosteliaceae. The coding region runs from base 1 to 9681 and encodes 3226 amino acids. The transcript is spliced from 9 exons.
AUGGUAUCUACUUUAGCUGCUUCACUUUUGAGUAAAUACUUGGGUGACUAUCUAGAUGACCUUACCAAAGAUAAUAUCAAAUUGAGUUUACUCUCUGGUGAGGCUGUCAUCAAUGAUGUCAAGAUAAAGCAAACCGCUCUACAGACACUAUUCCCAAGUAUCGUUGUUAAACAAGCUGUCGUUAGAAAACUAUCAUUAUAUAUACCUUGGAAUCAAAUUAAGAAUAAACCAGCAAUCAUUAAAUUAGAAGGUAUCUAUGUAUUGGCGGAACCAUGCAAUGACUUUGAUGAGCAGUACUAUCGAAAGAAAUUUCAAGAUGAAAAACAACAAAAGUUAGCACUUCAAGAGUUAAUUAGAUCGAAAUUCUCUGAAUCAAAUAAUAAUAAUAAUAAUAAUAGAUCAACUAGUAGUAAUAAUAAUGUAGAUAAUAAUAAUAAUAAUAAUAAUAGUAAUGAUAAUAAUAGUAAUUCAUUUAGUAGUAGAUUGUUAGCAACUGUUGUAGAUAAUCUACAAUUGUAUAUAGAUUCUGUACAUAUUAGAUUUGAAGAUAAAUUAGAGAAUAGUUCAUUUGCAGUCGGUAUCACUAUGAAUAGGUUGGUGGCGGAAUCGACAGAUGACCAGUGGCGACCGUCGUUCUUGAAGAACGAAUCAUCGAUCAUUCACAAAAUCAUCAAUCUAAGUGAUCUUUCCAUCUAUUGGAAUUCAAAUUCACCAAAGUUAAACUAUAGUAAUCUCAAUGAUUUAACAGAGCAGUUAAAGUCAAUGAUUGAUCAACCUAAUAACCAACAACAACAAACUAAACAGCAACAACAAUAUAUAUUACCAAAGUUAAGUUCAUGUUUAAAAGCAAUAGUUAAUAAGAAUUGGACAUUAGGAAACAACAAUAAUAGUAGUAGUAGUAAAAGUGGAGAUAAACAACCUAGAGUAACGGUUACUCUCGAUUUAGAUGAUACAAAGAUAAGUUUAUCGGAUCAACAGUAUCUGGAUAUAACAAAUAUUGUGGAGAGUUUCUCGAUGUUUAAGAGAUCGAUUGAGUUUAGAUCGCAACGUCCGACGUCAACGGUGAAAGAUCAACCGAGAAAGUGGUGGACAUUCGCAAUCAACUCGGUGGUUGGCAAGAUACACGAGAGACGCUAUCGCAACAGUUGGAACUACCUCUUUGAAUUCCUGCGUGACAAGAAAGAGUAUAUCAAGUUGUUCAAACGAUUGAAACGCAAUACAAUACACCCAACAGAGAAGACGAGAAUCGACGCACUCGAAUGGAAGCUAUCCUACGAACACAUUCAACUGUUUAGAAAUCUAUCAUAUAAAAUGAUGGAGAAAGAAGAUAGAAACAAACUGAAACAACAACAACAACAGCAACAACAACAAUCGACAACAGCAGUUCAACAGACUUCACAACAAACAGUAGCUGCUGCUUCAACAACAAGUGGUGGAGGUGGAGGUGGUUGGUUUUCAUCUUGGUGGACAGGUGGAAACAGUAGCUCAACGUCUACGUCGACGAAAGUAGACAAGAAAGUUACAACCAUAUUACAAGAAGAUAUAAAACUGUCAAAGGAAGAUUGGAAUGAGAUCUACGAUACGAUUGGUUAUAAUGAGAUGGAUUCAAAAGGUGUUGGUUCUCCUACUUCUAACUCCAACUCUCCUGGAAAGAAUGGUAGUGGCAGUGGUAACACAAUCAACAACAAUGAUAUUAUAAAGUUGGAUGUCAAUCUUUUGAAACUAUCGCUAAGUCUUGAGAGAAAGAAACAAUCUUUGGCGAUAUUGGAGUUUGACAAUCUGAAUCUAUCGUUACGAUCAAAAGAGGAUUCAUUUUCAUUCGAUAUUAAAUUGGAUAGUUUAGAGUUGAUCGAUCAAUCCACACCAAACACCAAAUAUCCAAAAUUAAUUUCACCAUGUCUAAACAAAUCGAAUAGCAGCAACAACAAUAACAACGGUAACAAUACUUUAACAACAACUUGUAAAUCAAUAUUCAAUCUCCAAUUCCAAAGUUUUCCAAAUGGUAGUCCUUUGGAUUAUAGCGUUGCAAUACAGUCAAAGUCACUUAGCAUCGUUUAUUACCCACUGUUUGUUGGUACCAUUAUUGAUUUCUUCCGGUUCAACAGUUCCUCACAGGACACCUUCGAGGACUUGGGGAAGAUGGCACAAUCGACCAUUCAGAAUAUAAAGACACAGACACAUCAUCGCUUGAUGUUGGCCAUAUCCGAUCGCACUAAGAUAUCGCUAGCCAUGAACUUGGAGGCACCCAUCAUCUUGGUACCGGAAGUCAUCACAGAGAACAGUGACUCCAAUACUUUAAUAUUGGAUUUAGGUUACCUAUCUAUUAAUCAUCAACCAAAGAUAAGAAAUAACAUCAACAACAACAACAACAACAACAACAACAACAACAACAACAACAACAAAGAUGAUACACAACAAUCUUGGGAUGAAGAUUUCUAUGAUGAAUAUAAUUUCCAAUUAUCCAAUAUACAAGUUCUACUGGCGUAUCAGAAUCAAGAUUGGCGAGAUCUCGAACAGGUUGCCAAAUAUCGUAUGAAUAUCGCUAAUCCUUUCAAUGCCAAUUUCCAAUUGAAACUAAGUCGAAUCCCCAAUCAUAUAUUGACAUCUAUCAAACUCAAUGCAAACAUUGAUCUCUUGGAAUUCUAUUUGUCAUCGCAGCAAUACGUCAAUUUCAUUGGUGUCAUCCAAAUGAUUACAUCGGUUUCUCAGUCUGACUUGGACGGUAGUAGAUCUUCAAAGUCAAAGUCGCCAGUAAAACCAACAAAGAUUAAGGAAGGUGGUGCACAAGUCGAUGAUAUGGAUAUGUUAAUGUCGACACUAGUAGAUAAACAAAAGAUAAGCGAAUACGUACUCCUAGAGACAAGAUUCACUCUGAACCGAUUCAAUUUGCAUCUGCGUAUUGAGCAUGAUCAGCAUGUUCAGAAUCUGGCGUUGGUCUAUCUGAGAAUGAUAGACGGAGUUUUCAAUCAGCGAGUGUUACUGACACAAGAGACGAAUUCACCGUUGAUGAAAGCAUCGAUCAACGACUUUGUCUGUACAAACGAUAUCUAUAUCAAUCGAUCGACACUCGUUGGAAAGCUGGGUUCGCUAAAGAUCCACGAUAUGACACUGGAGGGUAGAAACUACCGUACCAUCUUCACAACAAAAGAGCGAAGAGUCAAUACUGCCGCUGGAGUUGGAAGCGGCAGUAGAGGUAUAGAGUCGGAAGAUAACUUUUUCAUUCCUGACGGUACCAGCAUGUCGCCUGCUUCGCUGCUGCAAACUUCGACAACAUCGCUGUUGGACAUUGACAAUACUUCGUUGGUUCACUUCCAAUUCGAAUCACGUGAUAACAUUCACUUUUUAAAGUGUAACCUCAGUAGUAUUCGAUUCGUUUUUCUCAAUAGAUUCAUCGAUGAAAUCAAGAAUUUCUUUGACAGUGUCAAUACGAUGCGUGACUAUUUGAAACGUUCGAUUAGUUCAGCGGCAACUGUCAUCUCACAAGCCAGAGCUACCUUCCUCUAUGAAGUGGAGAUUGAUAAUCCAUACGUUAUCAUUCCAAUAUCAUCGCUUUCACAUCAAGUUUUCAUUGUAGAUCUCGGUCGUAUUGUCAUUUCCAAUCGAUUUGAAAAUAGUACUACAAGUAGUAAUACAUCGUCAUCACCAACAAGCCAGCAAGAUAAUGAAUCAUCUGGAGUUGAUAUAAUUCCAGAAGAUGAUUCUAUUCCUGUAACAUUGGCAGAUACAGAUCCAAUUCCUGAACAACACCAGCAACAACAAGUCAAAUAUAUUAUUGAAAAUAUUUAUAUUGAAGCCAAUAAUAUUAAACUAUUGUCAGGAUUGGAUUUGAGAAUGCUUAAGAGUGCAACUGGUCGUACUUUUGGAACAAUGGUGAAGGAUGUCAACUUGAACAUUCAUUUGUCGACGCCAAUGUCGUUGCGAACUGAGAAAAUCCAGUUGCCACCUUGGGAGCGAACAUUCGAUAUCUCACAGUUCCAAUUGGAUAUAAGUGAAUACGAAUCAAAGUGUCUCAUUCAACUCUUGGAUGGCAAUCUUUCAGAAGUAUCUUCAAGUAUAAGAGGUGAUCCUAUAAUGGAGGAUGAAGCAGCAGAUCCAUCAACUUCAACUAUUUCAACUAUCCAAAAUAAUAAUAAUAAUAACGAACAACAACCUAAAGAAGUAGAGGAAGAAGAAGAAGAAGAAGAAGAAGAUUUGAAAUACUAUCAAAAAGGAAUAACAAAUUAUAAACUCGGUAAAUUCUCUAUUGCUUUUAUGAGAAGAGAUGGAUCUGCAGAUAACGAUAGAAUGGUACAGUUCAUUGUCAACGAUAUGAAGAUGCAGAUAAUCAAUGAAUUAAUGGAGACAUCGCUCCAUGUGGAAAUAACCAGAAUCAUAUUGAAUGAUUUCAAUAAGAAUACACAUCCUCAUUUCAAGAUGUUGCUCUACCCGAAUCGUUUGGAUCAAAGCAGUAGUGGUGUGGAACAAAACGAUAUGGUCGGCCAACCGCAAUUGGUGAUCGUUGGAACAAUCAAACCACCACCUAUUCAACAGUCUGCAUUCCAAGUGUCACUUGGCAGUAUGAAUAUGGUGUUUGUUCCACACUCUUGGCUCGAGGUGCAGAGUUCUAUCACCAGGCUAAUUAGCAUGGCCACCGAAGCAUGGAGUCGUUACACCACAAAGAUCCUUGGUGCUCCGCCCGUUGGCAUCGACGAGAUCAUAGAAUCUGGAUCGUCGCUACUCUCCCUCCACAUUGGUGAUGCCACCAUUUCCAUUCCCACGAAUGCAAGUGCCAGUGGCGAAGGUGAGAAAGAGUACGCUCUCAUCAUUCGAGCAUCUAUAGACCUACAAAACACGACCAAAGGUGCACUCGGUGUGGAAACAGUCACAUUGAUCGAAGCUGAAAACAUUCAAAUCUAUAGAACCAGAUUGAAUAAUAAUAAUCAACAAUAUAACAACAGGUUCAAUGAUAAUAACAACAACAACAACAAUAGUAAUAAGUUUAAUCAAGUCAAGAUAAUUGAACCAUUUAAAUUCCAUUUCCAAACGACUCAAACACAAAAGAAUCAAGAGAGUAAUAUUGUGGUCGAUCAAAUCAAUGUUAAUUUCUCGUAUCUCGAUUUCAAACAGAUGAUGUUAAUAUCCAAUAAUAUCGUUCAAUCCAAGUUAUCGUUGUCGAAUAAUAAUCAGUUAUCUAAUAGUGGUGGUAGUGGCAGUGUUUCGAGUUUGGAUCAAUCGGAAGUGGCAGACGAAGCUAUCUCUUAUAUUGGCGAUUCAAACACAUCGAACAACAACAACAAUAUUGAUAGGCAGAUAAUGAUUUCCUUCCGUUUGGAUAAAGGUAUUUUCGCUUUACACAACGAUGUUUCCGAAGAUGAGAGUAUCCCACUCAUUCAGAUCAGUGUAUCAAAGAUGAAGAACAACUGUUUUAUGUGGACAUUGAAAGAUCAGAUUGCAUUCUCUGUUGAGUCUAACACGGAAGCAUCUUACUUCAAUGGAAACAGCGGAGUCUGGGAACCACUUGUUGAGACUUGGGGAUUCAUGAUCAAUGCCAACAACUCUCAACAGGGUGGUUGGAUAUUUGAUUUCAUAUCGAAACUACCACUUCAAAUCAAUGUUACCAAGGGAUUUGUUGAUACUUCUUUAUCAACUUAUCAACUAUUAGUAGAUGAUUAUUAUAACAUAAACAAACCUACAACAACAGCUACAACAACAUCAACAACAUCAUCCUCAACAACCAACAACAAUAACAAUAGAAAAAGAACAAAUAGUUUAACUGGUUCAUCGUCUUCACUACCAAAUUCUCCUACUUCAACUUUAUCACCAAACUUGUCAAUAUCUCCAACCUUAUCUUCAACUUCGAUAUCUGCCGGGUCACCAUCAAAUUCAAUCUCAACUCUAACAAAUGCUUCGAAUGUUAUUAAAGAUACUAAAGUAUAUCCAUAUUAUAUUAAGAAUUCAACUGGACAAACCGUUUGGUAUUGGUUCGAUAAAGAGGAUCUACAAGAGAUUCCAAUUGGCAAAGAGAUACCGUUGUCGCCACCCGACUACAAGGCAAUCUCCAAAGGUUUGGACGUUGAGAGAAAGAUAUCGUUCCAGUUGUACGGUAAUUUCAAACCGAUAAACAAUCUACCGAUGGAUACUAUCGGAACAUUACGAAUCAAACCAUACAAUCCGAGUUACUACAACUACUCAAUGGGACAAGUCGAUUGUAUCACAGUGAUCCAAAUGAUAAAGUCAAAGGAGAAAGCAAAACAAAAGGAAAAGACAUCGCAAACCGUUCACUCGAGAAUGAUAUGCAAGCAUAGUUCGCGACUUCCUUUCGUGCUUGUCACCUCCAUCGAGAAGGACACCAAGAAGAACAAGAAUCAAAUUGAAAUAUCGAUAUUCGCACCAUUGAUUAUCGAGAAUGUUUUGGCAUGUGAUUUGAAUUUCCGACUCUAUCACUCAAAGAACAAAAAGUUGAUUGGUUCUCCAUUCUUGGAAGGUGUUAUUCCGAUGGGUGAAAAAUUGGAAGUCACAGUAUUCGAUCCUACCUACGAUAUCUUUAUGGAAAUUCAAAUCUAUGAUUUCCAAUGGUCUCAACCAUUUGUUGUUGAACCUUGUGCCAACAACCCUGAACAUCUGAAUAUCACUGAGAAAAUCAAGAUAUUGGAUCAAAAUAAGUUACCACUAUUGAUAUCGUUUGAUAAUAGAAUGGAGGCAUAUGGAGGUCGAGUUGUAAGUGUUUACAGUGAAUUCUGGAUGAUCAACCAGACUGGAUUGCCACUGAUGUUUAGACAUCAUAUUGGAGCACAAACUGUGAAUCCUGCAGGUCAACCGAUUCCAUCGAGCGACGCUCUGAGAUCAGUUGAGAUUCUUCCACAGGAUUCGCUGAGGUGGUACAACUCUGACUGGGCAUCACCAUCGAAACCCUUUAUGUUUGCCUACAACGAUUCCAAUAUAGUGGGUGGCAGAUUCUCGUUGCGUAUCGCCAACUCUGAAUGGUCUUCGCCUUUCUCUUUGAAUUCCUCGUCGGCCAACAGCAGCUCAACCAUUGCCAUCAAAGAGGAAAAGACGAGUGAAGAGAAAAAGAUGGAGCUGCUCAUGAAGAAGAUUCCUGAGAAACGGCUGUUCCAAUUGUCCGUCACUUGCUUACCUUCGAACUCUCGUUACUGGCGAACCAGAGUUGUUACAUUCUGUCCACAGCAUCUCAUUGUAAAUACAACGCCAUUCACCAUUUUCUACCAGCAAUUCGAAUGCUAUGAUAACAGUCAAACGAUUCUAUCGAAUCAGUCACUGCCUUUCCACUUCCCGUCGGGUAAGCGUGACAAGUUGAUUCGUGUCGGUAUGGCACACCAGAGCGAGCCAAACAAUGUUAUGUGGUCGGGUUUCUUCAACCCCGAUGAACUAGGCAAUAUCAUCGUUCGAUUGCGAACAGAACUGGAACCAAAAUUGAAUCCAAACUGCAAGGAUUCCGACAUCAAUGCCAAAUACAUAAACGCAACGGCAACGCAAUCGGCAGCGCCAAAGUUCUUCUUGUCGAUAUCGAUUCGUGUCAAAGCGACAAAGAUGAUAACCACCAAGAUGAUUGUCAUCUCUGAGCAGAAUCCCGAGUUACCCCCUUACUGCAUUGAGAAUCGUUCACGAUUCACCUUGUGGAUUCGACAGAAAAAGACAGAGAACUGGGAGAAGCUUGGCUCGCAAUCGACUACGCCCUACACUUGGGACCAUUUCAUUCUGCCAAAGAAAUUGGUCAUUGAAUUCCCCGGCCACGAGAAACACUACUACCGACUCAAUAAUCUCGAGGAGAAUUCAACGGUUACUGUCAAGUGGAACAAUCCUGUGACAAUGCAAACCGAGAAGAUCGACUUGGAUGUAUCAAUCAAUGCGCAAGGACCAACAAGAGUAUUGGUUGUUAGAGAACGUCAGAAAUCGAUAUCAUCUAUAAACAUCCAUAAUCUUCCAAAGAAACCACUGGAUUCAUCGACAUCAUCUACCAACUCUCUUGGCAAUGAAGAGCAUGGCAAGUACGAAGUAAAAGUUAAUCUCGUAUCCAUUGGACUAUCAAUAGUGAAUCAAGUACCAGAGGAAUUCAUUUACUGUUCAUUCGAUAAACUCUAUGUAGAAUUCAAACAAAACAAAAACGAUCAAUAUCUUCAGAUCAUACUUGAUGAUCUUCAAAUCGAUGAUCAAAGAUAUCAAACCAAUUUCCCUGUAUUCCUAUGUAGAACAAAGAAACCAUUUGAUGAUUCAUCAAAUAACAAUAACAACAAUAAUAAUAAUCAACAAACAUCCACAACUACAUCCACAACAGGUAAAAUUAAUAAUAAUAAUAAUAGCGGUGGAUAUAAACCAUUCUUCCAAUUCAGUUCAACAAGGUCACUUAAAUAUCCAAAGAUUCUAUUCUUUAGAUAUUUCUCAUUUUUAGUGCAAGAGUUUGAUUUGAAUAUCGAUGAAUCAUCGAUUCUAAAUGCACUCUCUUUUAUCAACAUCAAUCUCAAUUCGCUAAAUCAACAUUUCACGAUGCACAAGACAAUCACCUCUGAGGAGAUUCUCCAGGUGGAAAGUACAAAGUUGGAGAAUAUGAUUUACUUUGAACUGUUGCAUAUCAAUCCGCUGAAAAUCAAUCUAUCGUUUACCAGCUGUAAACUUCCAAAGGAGGUGGUUGCUGUUCUCGGUGCUCGUUCACUCUCGGAUCUGCUCCUCGGUAUCAAAUCAUCCUCGCCAUUCUUGAACGUCGAUCGUGCACCAAUGCAUUUCAAUGGAUUCAUUUGGGAACAUCCAUUCCUCUCGGUCAAACAGGUCACCGAUGAAAUGGUACUGCACUUCUCCUACCAAUUGAUGGGACAAGUUCACAAAAUCUUUGGCUCUUUCGAUUUUAUAGGCAAUCCAAUUCGUCUCGCCGAAUCACUCGGUUCUGGAUUCAAGGAUUUCUUCCACGAACCGGCACUCGGUUUGGUCAAGAGUCCACAGGAUUUCGCCAUUGGUUUGUCAAAGGGUACAUCCAGUCUGGUGAAUAACAGUGUAUUUGGAAUAUGUGAAUCGGCAUCAAAGAUCACCGGUACCAUUAGCAAAGGUCUUGUUCAUCUAUCGCUUGACGACUCCUAUAUCAAGGAGCGAGAGGAAUCAGGCCGUCAGAAACCCAAUGGUCUGAAACAAGGCAUUGAGUUUGGAAUUCGUGAUCUUGGCGAAGGAUUGAUUCGUGGAAUCACAGGAAUCAUCGAUGAACCAAUCAAGGGUGUCACUCAGGAGAAGAGUUUCGAGGGAUUCCUCAAAGGCGUUGGAAAAGGUGUGAUUGGUGUCGCCGUGAAGCCAACCGUCGGUCUCUUUGAAUUUGCCACUCGAACGUCGGAGGGCAUGAAAAACGAGACAUCGAUUGCCAAAUCGAUUAUGCAGAUUCGACGUCGUCGACUUCCACGUUACUUCCCAAAGGAUGGAACUCUUCAGAACUACAGUACCUUCAAAUCGCAGGGUGCCUAUUUGCUCUACAGUAAGAUGGGUGCGCCACCAACGAAUAGUUGUUUAGAGAGUGUUUCCAACAGUUUGAUCAAUGCAUCCAAUGGUCAAUCAUCAAGUGACUCCAACAAUCAAAAACAAUGUUUUGAUGAUAAUGUAGAUAGAAUUAGUUUUCAUUUUAUAUUUGGAGUCGAUGAAUUUGGUGAUCUUAAAUUACUUCCAAAGUUUAAACUGCCAACCAGUGACUUUAACCAAUACAUCAGAUAA